AUGGGAUACGAAACAAUCACGUCCCGUCGCGAGUUCACUGCGGCCCUCGAUCGAACGGAGGAGAGCAACAACAUCAUAAUCAUUGACUGCUUCACUUCUUGGUGUCCGCAGUGCAAAGCCGUGCAGCCUAAGAUCGAUGAGCUGAACAAGGAGUUCGGCGACAAGAAGAAUGUCUUCUGGUACAAGAUGAAUAUUGAAGAAGCAGAGGACGUUGCCAUGGAGUACGGCGUGUCUGCAGUGCCGACCUUCUUACUGUUCAAGGACGGAGACAUGCUCCCGGAGGAGAAGAUUACCGGAGCACAUCACCUCAAGGUCAGGGAGAUGAUCGAGAAGAAUAUAAAGUCAUAG
Messenger RNA from Cyphellophora attinorum, 348 nucleotides. Its product is annotated as Thioredoxin-2. Bases 1 to 348 code for a protein of 115 amino acids. The transcript is spliced from 2 exons. The record is from RefSeq and is a predicted model, not a curated record. Lineage: Eukaryota; Fungi; Ascomycota; Eurotiomycetes; Chaetothyriales; Cyphellophoraceae.